AUGGGUUCUUCAGCGUCCAAGCCUGAGACAAAGGUUUUCUCCCCCAAAGCACCAGUUGACUACAGUGCUUCAUUUUUAUCCCAUUUAGAGAACUCUCAAGAAUCUGACUACACCCGGGCCCAGUUCACUGAAAGUUAUAUCCAAGAGAGGGUGGCAGCUGAGUUGCAAAAAUUGGAGCUGGAGGCUAUAACGAAGUAUCAGGCCUCAGCGUCCGACGCAUUGUUGAAAGAUGGAAGCGAUGGUGCUUCUUACAGUGCUUCAAACGAUAAACUUCUCGCCCUCUCAAAGACCUUGCAGGAUAAUGCUUCUCUGAUCAAAAUUGAGCUUGAUGAGCCAGUCGUGAUUGCCAGACAAGAGGUGAUAAGCUGCUUGAAAACCAAUAAAGGAAAGGCUCUCAACUGCUGGGACGAGGUCGAGCAGUUUAAGAAGUUAGUCCACAAUUUGUAG
This is a messenger RNA of Metschnikowia bicuspidata var. bicuspidata NRRL YB-4993, 447 nucleotides long. RefSeq lists its product as uncharacterized. Lineage: Eukaryota; Fungi; Ascomycota; Pichiomycetes; Serinales; Metschnikowiaceae. The transcript has a single exon. The record is from RefSeq and is a predicted model, not a curated record. Bases 1 to 447 code for a protein of 148 amino acids.